Meloidogyne enterolobii is the source of this 696-nucleotide messenger RNA. Lineage: Eukaryota; Metazoa; Nematoda; Chromadorea; Rhabditida; Meloidogynidae. The record is from the annotation of a GenBank genome assembly.
AUGAGUAUGGAACGCUUGGAAAAAUUUCAAAAGAAUUUGGUUGAGGAAGUUUGUCGUGGCUUGUUGGGUGAAGAACAUUUGGUUAAUGAUGUUAAAAAAACUUUAAAUUUGACUCUCGAUCCAAAAAAAGCAAAAGAAAUUAGAGAAGCCACCUUGGACCAUUUUUCUAAGCUCUCAAAAAAAUCAAUGGAGAAGGCAGAUGAGAAGUACAAUUUUUCUGGAAAAUUUGCUCGUUUGGAUGAACAAGUUGAUGAUAAUGAACCCUGUUCUUCUUCGGCUGCUGAUGAUGUUGACCUUCACAAAUCAUUCAAACAAGUUACUUGGCCGACUCGACGUGCUCUUCUUUUAGAAUAUGAGGAAAAACUUAAGGAUGAAAAACACAAAUUACAAGCUGAAUUGGAGGAGGUUUUUUUUAUUAUUUUGUCUUUAGACGGGUCCUCCUUGAAAAAAAUAAGGGGUUUAUUGUAAAAUUGUUUUUGAAUUUUUCAUUGAUGUCAUUUUCGAUAAUUUUUUGGCUUCACCUCGUCCAUUUUUACCUCGAGUUUUUUAUUUUUUUCCUCUCUGGAGAAAAUCAUUUCGGAUUUUUUUACUCCCUGUUCAUUGCCUCAUUUAACACUAAGGGUUGACCCACUAAUACAAAUGUAUAUUUAUUUAAAAAUUUUCAGGAGGAAUUGGUGCUGUCAAACAUUAUUGAUG